This is a messenger RNA of Rhipicephalus sanguineus (brown dog tick), 4989 nucleotides long. Its product is annotated as serine/threonine-protein phosphatase 2B catalytic subunit 2. NCBI's taxonomy places the organism in Eukaryota, Metazoa, Arthropoda, Arachnida, Ixodida, Ixodidae. Gene Ontology annotation, biological process: calcineurin-mediated signaling. The record is from RefSeq and is a predicted model, not a curated record. The transcript is spliced from 13 exons. Gene Ontology annotation, cellular component: cytoplasm; calcineurin complex. Bases 179 to 1714 code for a protein of 511 amino acids. Gene Ontology annotation, molecular function: calmodulin-dependent protein phosphatase activity; calmodulin binding.
CGUCGCGAUUGGUCCUCUCAGUCUGCGCGCAAAAUUAUGCGCAAUGCAGCAUGCAAACAGGAGUUUGUUGUUUACGCCAUUUGUGGCCGUCGUAGUGUUGUGUGAUCUUUCUUUAUCGCAGUGAUAUACUUGUCAUCCGUAUGUGUUUCGUGUAACGUGAACACCUAGGAUUAUUAACAUGUCGGCGAAUAACGCGAAAAUACCAACGACGGAACGCGUCGUCAAAAGUGUGCCGUUUCCUCCUAGCCACAAGCUGACACUGAGUGAGGUGUUUGAGGCAAAAAGCGGCAAGCCGCGGAUCGAGGCAUUGAAGCAACACUUUGUGCUCGAGGGGCGAAUCGAAGAGGCAGCUGCCCUACGCAUCAUAAAUGAGGGGGCUGCGUUGCUGCGCCAGGAGAAGACCAUGAUCGACAUUGAGGCCCCCGUGACUGUUUGUGGCGAUAUCCAUGGCCAGUUCUAUGACCUGAUGAAGCUGUUCGAGGUGGGCGGCCCACCUGCAACUACCAAGUACCUCUUCCUUGGGGACUAUGUAGAUCGGGGGUACUUCAGCAUUGAGUGUGUGUUAUACCUCUGGGCCCUAAAGAUCUGCUACUCCAACACUCUAUUCCUGCUACGUGGCAACCACGAGUGUAGGCACCUAACGGAGUACUUCACAUUCAAGACUGAGUGCAAGAUAAAGUAUUCAGAGCGUGUGUAUGAUGCCUGUAUGGAGGCAUUUGACUGCCUGCCCUUGGCUGCCCUCAUGAACCAACAGUUUCUCUGCGUCCACGGGGGGCUCUCUCCAGAGAUUCACAACCUCGACGACAUUAAGAAGCUGGACAGGUUCAAGGAGCCGCCUGCAUUUGGUCCCAUGUGCGACCUGCUAUGGUCGGAUCCACUUGAAGACUUCGGCAAUGAGAAGAAUGCGGAGCAUUUUAGUCACAAUAGCGUCCGCGGAUGCUCAUAUUUCUAUAGCUAUGCAGCAUGUUGCGAGUUUCUCCAGCAGAACAACCUCCUCUCUAUUAUUCGGGCUCAUGAAGCUCAGGACGCUGGGUACCGGAUGUACAGGAAGAGUCAGACCACAGGGUUUCCGUCACUCAUCACCAUAUUCUCGGCACCAAACUACUUGGACGUUUACAACAACAAAGCGGCGGUGCUGAAAUACGAGAACAAUGUGAUGAACAUUCGGCAGUUCAACUGCUCACCUCACCCCUACUGGCUGCCCAAUUUUAUGGACGUUUUCACCUGGUCCCUGCCAUUUGUAGGCGAGAAAGUGACGGAAAUGUUGGUCAAUGUCCUGAACAUCUGCUCAGAUGAUGAGCUCAUGACGGAAGGGGAUGACACUUUUGAAGGUCUGUCCUCGGGAACCGAAUCUCAGGAGGAUAGUGGUGCAGCGAGCGCUCGAAAAGAAGUUAUUAGAAAUAAAAUCCGAGCUAUUGGCAAGAUGGCCCGCGUCUUCUCCGUGCUGAGGGAAGAAAGCGAAAGCGUUCUUCAGCUUAAAGGACUCACACCGACUGGGACUUUGCCAUUGGGAGCCCUCUCUGGCGGCAAAACUUCUCUGCGCAAUGCACUGGCGGGCUUCUCGCCACACCACAAGAUUACCAGCUUCGAGGAAGCCAAGGGUCUGGACAAGAUCAACGAGCGCAUGCCACCCCGCAAGGAUGCACCGCUGCCACACGGGGGUCCCUCGUCACCGCAGGAGGAGCAUGGUGGCAGCAACUCUGCCGGCUCCUGAAGGGGGUCUUGUCCCUCUCCUGCCGCUCUCCUCUUCCUCCCCCCUGCCUCCCCCUCUCGUCAUCCUCGGUUUCCCCCUUCCUUGUUAAGUGCCUCGCUCGACUGCUCCUCCCACUUCCCAUCUCAUCAUCCCUUGUUGUGCGCUGACAAUGCCACGGCGCGGAGUGUGUGCUGCAUGUGCGACCAGGAGACUGCUUGCCACAAGGCUUUCUCUCUCUCACUCCCAGUGGGCAGCUUGCCUCUUCCUUUCUCUCUUUUGAGCACACCCUCCACCCAUGUCUUUUCUCAGAUUCUGCAUCACUCAGCUUCUGUGCUCACUGUUGUGCAUUUUUUGUUUAUUCCCUGCUAAGUUAUUAUAAGUUGGUGAGUGAUAGUGGGCAGUUGAGGACUUGUUUUUGUGCUGUUUUCUUUUUCUUUUUUGCCUUAUUGGGAGCGCAGGUUCGGAGUGCCCUCACGAUGCUCCGCAAAGCACUGAUAUGUGUGUGUGUCUAGCUGUGGGGGCUUGACACUGUUUGCCCUUUGUUGUUGCUGUUGUUCUGGUCACCUUUUCAGCUAGUGUAUUUUGUGCCCGGGCAGCAGCGUCACACGGGCAGCGCGCGCAUGCAUACGGGAUGCCGAAACACUGUGCUGCUGCACUGCACCGCCCUAUUUGUCAUCUUUUUUACAUAUACACACAUAUAGGUUUGUUUCUAUUUUUUUUCUGUGUACAGCAACGGGCCUGUUUUACCGCUGCUUCCCACUCCCUUCCCUUGCUGUGACUGCCCUCGUGUUCAACUUAUUGCAAAUCGUGCGCGCGCGUGUGUGUGUGUGUGUGUGUUCGUGAAAGAUGGUACAGAAUGCCGCCGCCAAUUGUGAGGGGGGUACUGUGAGGGGGAGGGGAACUCCCUCAUUCUUGUGGGGUGUUGUCAUUGGAGGGGCGCAGCUCUCGCGGACAUUGCGCAUGUGUGCCCCCCUCCCAUGCACCACUGAUGCCAGUAGGCACGGUGACUGCUGCCACUGAGAAAGGGACGGUAGAGGGUUUUGCAAUCUGGGGUGGGGCAUGUCUGUGGGCCAGCUGCACACCGUGUGGCAGUGCAGCAGUUAUUGAUGGGCCUCUGGGGAGAUGGGUGUGCAAGACCCAGGGGUAACUCUAUACAUACACGAGUGUACAUAAGAGGGGGGAAAAAGAAAAAAAAAACCAGGCCUGACACAGUGGUCACUUGGGCUGCGAUGCAAUUUUCACAUCGGGAAAUUGCCGUGCAAUGUCUCUGUUGCUAUACUUGGUUUUCUUCCUUGUCAUUCUCGCAUCUUCGCUAUGCCUUUUUUUUUCUUUUUUUUACACCCUGUAUAUGUCUCUAUAUAUAUGUAUAUAUACAUAUAUAAAUAUAUAUAUAUGUUCAUGUGUAUAUAUAUGAAUAUGUGUAUAUGUAUGUAUAUGCAGAAAGCCUCCACCACCUGGAGUACUGUUUUUGAUUUCUCAUGCGCGUCCAUUCCCGAUGGCUGGUGGCAAUUUGUGAAAAAAGAACUAAUAUAUAUAUAUAUAAUACAUAUAAUAUUCAUAUACAUAUUAUACAUACUGCACGUGCAAAUGCUUUGUUUUAAUUUCUUCCUCUGCCUUGUCCUCCCUCCUGAAGUCGCUUGUUUCUGUUUCAUGAUGCGGCUUAUUGUUCUGUCCACUGUUGCUAACCUGUCUAUCUUCUUGCUGCCCUUGGUAACAUCGAAGGGCCAACUUUAUAUGGCGUGGAACUCUUUGUUGCGCCAUUUCUCGACUUCAGCCUCCCCUGCCUCUCUCCUCCACUGAUGCUGCCACACUGGCCUGCUGAACCAGCCAUGCGUGUGUGUGUGUUAAGGAGGGAACUCAUAAUGCCACUCAUCAAUGUCCCAGGUUGUGAUCCUUGUCUGGGACUGUUCCGAAUUAGAAUAUGUCAGCAUUGAGUUGCAUCUUGUCAAAUGGGUUUAAGGUUGAGAGCUGAGGAUGGUGAGAUCAUGCAGGUGACAGCACACAGACAGCAUGUGCCCAAGUGCUGUCUGGGUGGUGCUCGCCCAGAUGUAAGUUUAAGCUGGGACCCUGUUGCAGCUGUGUGUGUGUGUUUCUGUUUCUUUAAAGCAUUUUCGUGGAAAUAACAGCUUCUGUGCUUGAUAAUGUAAGAUCUAAAUGUAUAGCCAUACUCCAUGCCGAACUCUUGCCCAGCAAAUAUUAUCAACGCUUGUCUCAAUUUCGACGGUUGUGGGAAGCGUGAAGUGUUUUGUGGCUGGCAGCAUUUCUUGUGCUGCCUUGCCUGAUCUAGUCUUUCUGUAAUGGUUUAUGGUCUCGUGGCUCCAUUGAGUCUGAAACUGGGCAGGGACUGCGGAAGUAGAGCACAAUGCAAGUCGGGCAUUUGUGCUUCAUCUCUGCUUCUCCAAUCGGAGCUGCAAGACCGUUACACAUCUGCUAGCUUCCAAUGAAGGGGAAAGAAUAUGUUCGAAGGAUCACCAUUUAUGGCGGGGCAGUGACUCCCACCGUUUUGACCAUCUUGCAAUGACUGGCUGUUCCCCACGGCGUUGGCAAAUGGCCAGUGCAGUUAGUUGUCACACCAUAAAUAAAGUGGGAUAGUUUCACGAGUCGGGUUUCACCAUGUUUUGUGUGGGUGACUGGGGCUUUGCUUUAACUCUUGCUACAUUGGACUUGCUCAAAGCCAUAUGCACACUUCUGCCUGCACAGGCCUAAUUGAAUGGUUGCAAGUGUUUUCAGCAUUUUUUUUUUAAACAAUAUGGUUAGAGUCCCUCGCAGGCCACAGACAAGAGUUUUCGCUCAAACUUUAUGUAAAAAAAGUUGGCCAAAGUUUGGUGCAUCUCAUAAUGCUGUUGUGGCGGGAGCACUUGCUGGUGUGCAUGUGGGACCUUCCUGGGCAUUACCAGCUGUGUUCCCAGGCAAUUUAGGCUCCUGUGGCUGCAUGUUCGCCUGAGCAUCAAGUGGAGGGGCAUGGCAUGGGUACUUUCUUGCAGAAUGGGGGAGGGGGGGGAAUGUUCUGCUCUGCGCGUAUUAAGAAAGACACACAUUCAUGUUUAAACAAAAAUCUUUCUUGAUAUUUCCAAAAGCUCUCUCGCCCUCUGGCGAACUGUCUUAUCGAAUUCCCUCAGGAGCGUCGGCCUCUUUGUUUUCAGCAGUGCGGAAGACAGAGGCGCGCUUAUGCGGGCAUGUAAUAACCCAUCUGUUGUGCAAUAGUUGUACACACACACACACAAGAAGAAAAAUUGUAUCUGUUGUAAAAAAAAAACGACUGAUUUAUGUUGAAUAAAAAUUAACUAUGAACUUCA